This is a messenger RNA of Paralichthys olivaceus (Japanese flounder), 6334 nucleotides long. It is a transcript of the gene ulk1b, whose product is annotated as unc-51 like autophagy activating kinase 1. Lineage: Eukaryota; Metazoa; Chordata; Actinopteri; Pleuronectiformes; Paralichthyidae. The record is from RefSeq and is a predicted model, not a curated record. Gene Ontology annotation, molecular function: ATP binding; protein serine/threonine kinase activity. Gene Ontology annotation, cellular component: autophagosome; phagophore assembly site; cytoplasm. Gene Ontology annotation, biological process: protein autophosphorylation; negative regulation of collateral sprouting; response to starvation.
UGUGACUCUGAGCUGCGGCCACAGGUCGGAUUCACAGCCGCGGUUAGUGGUUGAACGUAGUGAGUUCUCAGUGUAACUGGACUUCCUGCGCUGGUUUCGCGGAUCGGACGCGUCGAGCCGCAGGAACGCGCAGCGGGAACGCGCAGCUCCUGGAUGUAAACAAACCGCGGCCGUGUUAAGGUGGCGCGUCACAGACAGCUGCAGCGGCGGAGCUCUCGUCAGACUCCAUUUUUCUGAAACAUCGUCCUGGUUUGUUUUUUUUUUAACUUCGUUAACUCCUGCGUCGGCUGCGCUGUCACCGAUGGAGACGAGCGCCCGGCCCCGGUAGGACUCCAGCUCCAGCGCGUAAUGUGCGGGAACAUGAGAGGAGAGGACGGAUUGAUGCCCACGGCCAGUGAGAGAGGGGCCGAACAUCCCUGCUGCUGCCGCCGCCGCUGCCCACACCUCAGCCCGCAGGAAGGAGCUGACCCGAGGCCUCCCGGUUCCUCCUGCUGGUCUUAGAGAGGACGUCAGACUGAGGCUCGACAUGGAGACUGUGGGGAAAUUCGAGUUCAGUCGGAAAGACUUGAUAGGACAUGGCGCAUUCGCUGUCGUCUUUAAAGGAAGAAACCGAGAGAAACACGACUGGGAGGUGGCAGUAAAAUGUAUAAACAAGAAGAACCUGGCCAAAUCCCAGACCCUGUUGGGGAAAGAGAUCAAAAUACUCAAGGAACUGAAACAUGAAAACAUUGUGGCAUUACUGGACUUUCAGGAAACUGCCAGCUCUGUGUACCUGGUAAUGGAGUACUGCAAUGGGGGUGACCUUGCGGACUACUUACACUCUAAAGGCACGCUGAGUGAGGACACCAUUCGGGUUUUCCUGCAGCAAAUUGCUGGGGCCAUGAGGGUCCUGCAGGCCAAGGGAAUAAUCCACAGGGACCUCAAACCCCAGAACAUCCUGCUCUCGUACCCACAGGGACGCAAGUCGCACUCCAACAACACCUGCAUCAAGAUUGCGGACUUCGGCUUCGCCCGGUACCUUCAGAAUAACAUGAUGGCGGCAACACUCUGUGGCUCUCCCAUGUACAUGGCUCCUGAGGUCAUUAUGUCCCAAAACUAUGAUGCCAAGGCGGACCUGUGGAGCAUAGGGACCAUAGUGUUUCAGUGCCUGACAGGAAAGGCUCCUUUUCAGGCCAGCAGUCCUCAGGACCUCCGGCUGUUUUAUGAAAAGAACAAGAAUCUCAGCCCAAACAUCCCCAGAGAGACUUCAAGUCAUCUGAGGCAGCUGCUGCUGGGUCUGCUGCAGCGCAACCACAAGGACCGCAUGGACUUUGAUGAGUUUUUCUCUCAUCCUUUCCUGGAGGCGAGCUCGUCAAUAAAAAAGACAACUCCGACUGUGACCAUGACCUGUUUCCCGAGCUCUGCAUCAGCCAGCUCUUGUAGCAGCUCCUCCACCUCUCAUCUCGCUUCGCCGCCGCAGUCUCUUGCUGAAGUUCAGCAUUUGCGUGCGAAAGCUCUGGCCUCCCCUACCCAGGAGGCCACUGGUUUUCUCCUCAAGGACUCCUCAGGGGGGGGCGGCAGCAGCAAGAACUCCUCCUCCUGUGACACGGAUGACUUUGUCAUGGUGCCGGCUCACUUCACCACAGGUGAGCUGACAUGUGAGAGUAAAGUGCUGCAGGACAGCCUGAUGAACAGUGGCUCUCUUCUUGCCUCUGCUGGUCUGUGUAGUCAAGUCAAAACACCACCACGCUCGCCCUCCUACAGCGGCUCUCCAAGUCCUGUCAGGCCCAGCGAGUUCUUGGGAAGUAACUAUGGAAACCACAGUCAAUCACCGCCUAUCCCAGUCCCCACUCAGGUCCAGAACUACCAGCGCAUGGAGCAGAAUCUCCAUUCGACUAAACAGGAUGGCUCACCACGGUUGUCGACACCAGUGCGGCGCUGCAGCAGUGGAAGCUCGUUGGGCUUCGCUCGGACCGGACCUUCGCCACCAUACGUGCAGGCGCCGGUUACCGCCAGCCGCAGACUCUCUCUGGGAGGUGGUAGAACUUUCCAGCUCUCGCCUCAAGCUCCUCAGCACGCGGAGCACCGGCCAACUUAUCAGCAGCACGCGCAGAGGACCGGACUUGGUACACGGCUCCACAGUGCCCCCUGUCUUUCCGAGUGCGUCAGUGGUGGCGCCAGGCAGAAGAUCAGGAAGCAGCACUCUGACCCAGUGGUCGCCCCCUCGUCGGGCCUGAUGACUCUCCGCACCUUACACUCGUCCCCCAGACUGAGUGAGCUGAUGCAGCGCAGCCCUCUUCCCACCAUCCUCGGCUCCCCCUCGAGGGUCCUCCCUCCAUUUGAAUUCCCCAAGCCUCCCAGCUCCCCGAACCUUGUGACCUUCCUCACACAGCAGGGUUUGGUCAUCGGCUCUCCGUGCAGCAGGACUGCCCCGUCAGAGCCCAGAGACCCAGGACAACAAGCUCCGGUCAUCCACAGACUGAACGAUGACACCAGGACCUUUGGGAGGUCUCAGAGUGCUGGUCGUCUGUCUGACAUGCUGCUGAUGGCUGCGUUUGGACCAGGCGGACCUGUGUGUGAACAAGGCAGCGCAGAGAACCUGACCUCUGAAAAAGCCAUAGAAAUAACAGUGCCCCCAGGUGGUGGGGUAGGCCUUACACCUGGAUCCAUUAGCCCUGCACAGGUGGUCUUCACUGUGGGCUCUCCUCCCAGCGGCAGCACCCCACCUCAAACCUCCAGACAGAGGAAACACUCAGGCUCAUUCAUAUCAGUCAGCCCCGCAGGCUCCUUCACCAGCCGGUAUCCUCAGACAGGCACCUAUCUGGACGGCUUCGAGGCUCCGCCCAGUCCUCGCUACAGUUUCACUGAUCCUAUCACAGCCAACAUGGGAGGCCCGGUAACCUUUGAGGCGCCGGAGCUGCCUGAGGAGACGCUGAUGGAGCAGGAGCACACGGACACGGUGCAAAGCCUGCGUUUCACCCUUGACUUUGCCCGUUGCCUGAUGGAGGUGGCUGGGGCCCGUGGUGUCGCGGUGGUGGGGGAGCAGCUGGAGGUUGCUCAUGCCUGCCUCGUUCAGCAGCAGAGCCUGGUAGCAGAUCAGAUAAGCUCGCUGAGCCGAGAGUGGAGUCAUGCAGAACAGCUGGUUCUCUACCUUAAGACUGCAGAGCUCUUGUCCACUGCCUUACACACAGCCAUGGAGCGAGUGAAACAGGGCAAACUCUACCCAUCCGCUACAGUCAAACAAGUCGUGAGGAGGCUGAACGAGCUGUACAAGUCUAGCGUGGCGUGCUGUCGCACGCUCAGCACUCGUCUGGAGCACUUUUUUUCCAGGAAGCACCGUCUAAUGGACCAAAUCACCUCCAUCACAGCAGAGCGGCUGCUGUUCAGCCACACUGUGCAGAUGGUUCAGGCUGCUGCGCUGGACGAGAUGUUCCACCAGGGGGAAGCAUCGGUCCUGCGCUACCACAAAGCUCUGCUGCUGAUGGAGGGCUUGUCUCUGCUGCUCACUGAACGGGACGACAUCCUCAGUGUUAGCAAAUGUAAGGAGUGCAUUGAACGCCGCCUCACCGCUUUGCAGUCAGGACUCUGUGUUUGAGAGUCGGACUCUUCUUCUGCACGGUGCACAUCACCAGCGAACUAAAUGUCCACCCACAUUACAUGGAUCUCAGUUCCAAACACUUCAGUCUCCACAAAAUUUAUUUUUUCACCAAAGCCUCCAGCUCUUUACAAGGCUUUUUCUGUUUGGAGAGCAGCAGUGACUUACCCCAACACUAAACCUGGCUCAGUGCUGGACAUGAAGCACUUGUGCUGUAAAUGAAUGUCUGCGUCUAUGUGAGAGGACUGUGCUCAUGGCACUCAGAAUGGUAUUUUGUGAUUCCUCGCACUCGGCGUAAACACAUCUAGGAGCAAUUAUUGCCAAGUAUCCACGUACAGCUCUUAACUAAAUAUAAACACAUAGCGCUGUAAGACGUAAGUAUAGGCUACAUGCUUCAAAUUUGCAAUAAGCAAAUCUGCGGAUGAGAUGUUUGACAAAGAUCAGUAGCAGGAGGGAGAAGCCAGUUUUCUGCUGUUCACCUACAUGUGGACGUUCAGAAUCAUGCUCAUCACACAUUUGUUCCUCUGUUUGCUUUGCUCAGUUUAUUCUUUCCUGUUUUGAUUUAGUUACUAGUUGAAGGGAUGUAAAGGAAGCGCGUACAGGUACUAUUACAAAACAGUUGCCAAAAAUUCAUAAUGUAGUUUUGUUUUUGCUUUAUGUUUUAUUUUAGAUUUACUAAGCUGGUUUGGAGGAAAAAAAUACUUGUCUUGACACUUUAUUGAUUCUAUACUCGCUAAAAACCAGAAUGAAACAAUUAGGAAUAUAUAGCUGCAGGUAGAAAAUGGGCCCAGAAAAUACUGCAGCGCGCACGUUAUAGCUUUUAUUCAAGAGGGACUGAAACUGGUCUGUUAGCAUCACCGAUCACAAUCAUAUUAACAUAACUGGAGGUUUCUCUUCACGAGAUUCUGUAUUUUUUUUUUUUUUUAAUGUUUUCGAGUUGUGCAAGUAUAAUCAACUUUGAAUGAAGCGCUGACAGGAGAGUGACAAAGUAAAUAUUAUCCCGAUACCCAUCAUUUUCAACUGAUCCGGGGUCUAAAUGUUUUUGCACUGUUAAAGUACUGUAUCUUGGAACAUGAUAAAUAGUUUGUGGACGUUUCUGGACAGAUUUUGCUCAUGUAGAGAUUUCUACUCCCAUACUUUUAGUGCAGUUUUAGUUGAGCGUUACUGUCCGAAGGGGAUGUGUGUUAGAUGUGUGAAUGUUGACAAAGAGUUGGUAUAAGCUAUGAAACCUUAGGAAGAUCUCUUCAGGAUAUAUGAAAGAAAAAAUUUUGCUUUACACUGAAAAAAAAAAAAAAAAAGAUUUACAUCAAUAGUGCUGUGUUUUAUUUGAGAGUAGCUAGUGGGUGGUGAUUGUGUUUGGUUUUCUAAAAAGUUUAUUCGGAGUGCUAGUUUUAUUUUUGCACUGCUGAUUCUGACCUUCAUAUAUCCCCCUAACUUCCCUUAAUUGUGGGCCAAUAGGAAAGGUCAACUUCUACUUGAGUUGCUUUCGAGGAGACGUUUCCAUGUGCAUGUGUGCAUGAGUGAAGUGAAGUGAAGGCGUUUGAGGUAUUUAAGUGGGAUUUCAAUGAAGAACCAGUGACAUCACUCCAACAAGAUGUGAAUGAUGUGAUUUUGACUACAUCUGACUUGGGUGGUGGAUUUUGAUCCCACUUUUUUUUACAUACGAAUCAGAAUCCAAUGACAAAUCGAGGGUUCCUCAUGUGUUCCAGGACGACAUUCUUUUCAUUGAGGUGCUUUGUCCUGUUGUCUGUUGUGAGUUAACUAAGAGGGGGAAUAAGUUAAUAUUUGAUCAUUUGUGCGGUGAGGACUGAAGAAGAGAUGGGGAAGCCAGUGUAGCAGCAGAAGAAAACAGAGGAAAGUUUGUUUUCUUAGUGAAGAUUUCUUUAGAUAGACAUGACGUGUAUUUCAUUUGUGGCCUUUUGUGUUUUGUCAGAGAUCUUUUGUCUGAUGUUUUCUUUGACGCGACUCUCCCAAGAGCAUCCUCUGUGUGUAUUUAUCGUUUCUGUGAGUGAACAUUCAUGAGUGUAUAUCAGCUCAUCCACAGACUCCACACGUGCUGUUCUGUUCAGUCAGGAUGCUGUGACAGUGUCUUGAGAUGGUAGCAGAGAGUGGUGGCCUCUUUUCUAAAACCUGAUGCAUGUGUCACUUUUAAUUGUUCCCUACAAUCGUUGCUAUCAGCCAUCCUAAUGAUGACGAGGGGUCGAAAGCACCAUAAGGAUAUGUGCUGCAGCUGAAUUAUACAAUGGUGGAGAACAGGUUGUAGGACAAGAACUUUUCCUCUCUGCUGAAGAGUCCUUGAGCAAGUACCUGACUCCCGACCAGCUCUUGAGUUGCUGUUCAAAGUGAAAUUAAAUGUUACCAUCAUGAAGAUUAAGCCUUUGCUCUGUGCACUCCCACGAUAAUCUGUCAUUCUCUCUCUGUGUUUGCGAAGAACAUACCUGAAUGUUUGCAUUUUCAUGUUUUGAUUUCUCUUUUUCUGUAUUACCUGUACAUAUUGUAAAUUAAGUUAUUGUUGUUAUUGUGUAUAUAUAUAAAUAUAUACAGUAUAAAUGACGCUGCAGGCAUAGAGAGAGCAGAACCAUAGCACCUGCACAUUUCCAAAGAGAAAACGCCUCCUUCUUCCGAAUUGUCACAAGAGCAGUUUAAUGGUGUCAGACACAAUCUCAGCGUCCUUGUGUGAUGUAACCUUCACUGUUUGAGAGCUGCAACAUGAAUAAAGUGAAAGGACAGGUCUUAAAAUGUUGUUUUGUCCUACAGAAA